Miscanthus lutarioriparius is the source of this 189-nucleotide messenger RNA. NCBI's taxonomy places the organism in Eukaryota, Viridiplantae, Streptophyta, Magnoliopsida, Poales, Poaceae. The record is from the annotation of a GenBank genome assembly.
AUGGCUUCCCUGAAGGCCUCGAAGCCCGCUGGAGUUGCGGCACAGGGCAAGGAGCCGGCACCCAAGCUCAGCGAGACGGCGACGAAGCCGUCAGCUGCGAAGAGCGGCGGCGUUAAGAAGGCUGAGCAGAAGCCCCGGGAAACCAAAAAGAAGGUGAAGAGCAGCAAACCGGCGGCAGCCAAAAAGUGA